AAUUCCAUUCCAGCCAUUACAAUGAGCCCGUCCUCCUGUAGCUCCUCCCACCAGCCGCCACUGGAAUUGCUCAAAUUCUAAAAGCUCAGUUCAGUGCUUUCAGAGGAAGACAGGUACAGACCAGGGUCAGGGAGGGUUCAGGUAGGUGAAGACAGGUACAGACCAGGGUCAGAUGUAAGGAUCAGGGAGGGUUCAGGUAGAGUAAGACAGGUACAGACCAGGGUCAGGGAGGGUUCAGGUAGAGGAAGACAGGUAAAGAUUGAUGAUAAUGGAUAGAGAUAAUAUACUGGAUUAUAGGUUUGAUGUGAGGGGGUUCGGGUAAGGGGAGGGGGUUCGGGUGAGGGUAAAGGGAGGGGUUGAGGGUAAGGGGAUGUGGUGAGGGUAAAGGGAUGUGGUGAGGGUAUUGGGAUGAUGCGAAAUGGUAGGGUCAGAUGUUUUUACGUCAAAAUGACUGUUGCCCCUUCUGAUUCGUGAUGGGUUGUGACUACUGUAGUAGUUAAUAACUAACUGACCCGCUCCACCACUCACACCCAUUGGUCACUAGUCCUUCCAUACAGACAGACAGAGAGGGGUAUUUGACCGGUGUGUGUUCUCAAGGUUGGAAGACAUGACAGUGUUCAGGAGCAGCGUUCUGGUAUAGGUUGGAAACUCUGAAGUUCUGAAAACCUUAAUAGACACAGAAAAGAAGAGGAGGAAUGGAAGUGCUGCUGAGGUACACAAUAGUAGACUUGGUGGACAGAAGAUGCUCUUUGGUAAAAGGGGUAAAUUGGUCAUCAAAAAGAAAGGAGAACCAAGGUACUCUUCAUACAAUUAAUUACAAUGUCUUUAUUUGUAUGGCAUGUUCAAUAGAAACAAAGUUUAAAAACUCAGACGCAUUUCAGCUGCAUGGCCUUCCUCAGAGAGUACAAAGAAAUGAUAAUACAAUGUUCUCUUUUGAACAUAUUUUUCCAAUCAGCCCUGAUUUGAAGAGGGAGUGGUUAAGGCAUUCAUUGGACAACACUCAGUAAGCAAUACUAUACACAUUAAAAAGUGAAAUACUGUAGAUAUGCUAUCAACACAUUUAACUCAAAGCUAGAAGCAUCAGAAUGCCUAGAAAGGUAGUUCUAACCUUAAAUAUGACUGGGCAAAGUGCCAAGAAUAGGAGAGCCAUCUUUUUCCAUAGUACAUUAGAACACUACAAACGUGGACAAUAACGGUCCAGACACAGCUGAGGGCAAUAGUGCAACAUGUCCACUAGAUGGCAGGAAAUGGACCAAUCACAACCCGACAGGAAUGGUGAGAAAUCCAUGAUAUGGGUUGUUGACUCAGAGAGAGAAAGACAAUAGUUGAACAGUUUUGAACAAAUGAAUUCCUUCCAAAAUGAAGUAGAAGCAAGAGAGAAAUAGAGCAAGAGAGAGAGAUUAUUAUUGUUAUUAUAUAUAUUUUUUUCAGUUUCAUUUUUCUGGCAAGUUCAGCUGACUAGUUAACAGAAACGCCCUGCUCUAACAGACUUUCCAAGACAACACUAGAACUCUUCUAAGUCAAGCUGUGUGUCAGUCCGCUGUGUAUCAGUCCGCUGUGUGACAGUCCGCUGUGUGACAGUCCGCUGUGUGUCAGUCCGCUGUGUGUCAGUCAGCUGUGUGUCAGUCAGCUGUGUUUCAGUCAGCUGUGUGUCAGUCAGCUGUGUGUCAGUUCGCUGUGUGUCAGUCAGCUGUGUUUCAGUCUGCUGUGUUUCAGUCCGCUGUGUGUCAGUCAGCUGUGUGUCAGUCAGCUGUGUGUCAGUCCGCUGUGUGUCAGUCCGCUGUGUGUCAGUGAGCUGUGUUUCAGUCCGCUGUGUUUCAGUCAGCUGUGUGUCAGUCCGCUGUGUUUCAGUCAGCUGUGUGUCAGUCCGCUGUGUGUCAGUCCGCUGUGUGUCAGUGAGCUGUGUUUCAGUCCGCUGUGUUUCAGUCAGCUGUGUGUCAGUCCGCUGUGUUUCAGUCAGCUGUGUGUCAGUCUGCUGUGUUUCAGUCUGCUGUGUUUCAGUCCGCUGUGUUUCAGUCAGCUGUGUUUCAGUCUGCUGUGUUUCAGUCUGCUGUGUUUCAGUCCGCUGUGUUUCAGUCAGCUGUGUGUCAGUUCGCUGUGUGUCAGUCCGCUGUGUGUCAGUCCAUUGUGUGUCAGUGAGCUGCAGGGAUGGCGCACCACGAGCAGAGCACAGCUACUUUCCCCGAACACAUCCGCAAGAAACGGAAUGGUGAACAGCUGAGCGCUGGGGAGAUCCGAGACUUCGUACAGGGUGUCAAGGACAAGACCAUCCAAGAGAGCCAAAUUGGAGCCAUGCUGAUGGCAAUCUGGCUGCAGGGAAUGGUAGCAGAGGAGACUCUCGCACUGACGAAGGAGAUGAUGAUGUCAGGGGAAGUGAUGUCAUGGCCGGCAGAGUGGGAGGGGCUAAUGGUGGAUAAACACUCGACAGGUGGAGUGGGGGACAAGAUCAGCCUGGUGCUGGCUCCUGCUCUGGCUGCCUGCGGCUGCAAGGUACCCAUGAUAAGUGGCAGAGGUCUGGCACACACAGGCGGCACGCUUGACAAACUGGAGUCCAUCCCUGGCUUUAACGUCUAUCAGUCUGUACAACAGCUGCAUCGAAUCCUGGAGGAGGUUGGCUGUUGCAUUGUAGGACAGACAGAUAACCUGGUGCCUGCUGACAAGGUCAUGUACGCUCUGAGAGACGUUACGUCUACAGUCGACAGCCUCCCACUCAUCACAGGCUCUAUCAUCUCUAAGAAGGGUGCUGAGUCUCUGAGUGCCUUGGUUCUGGAUGUGAAGUUUGGGAAUGCAGCUCUCUACAAAGACCUGGGCAGUGCCAAGUCGCUGGCCCAGUCCAUGGUGACAGUUGGGAACAGUUUGGGGAUCCGUACGGGGGCGGUACUUAGUCGUAUGAACUGUCCUAUUGGUCGCUGUGUGGGGAACACUCUGGAAGUGAUGGAGUCCCUGGAGUGUCUAAAGGGGAGGGGCCCAGACGACAUACUGGAGCUGGUUACAAGUCUGGGUGGGCUGCUGUUGUGGAUGAUUGGCCGUGCAGGGAGCCUGGAGGAGGGUAAAAAGGUGAUCUCUACAACCCUGCAGAAUGGUGCAGCCCUGGAAAAGUUCCAGAACAUGAUGAUUGGUCAGGGAGUAGCCAGUCAGAUCGCUGCAUCACUCUGUUCAACCAACGCAGACUACUACAGCAUCCUGAGACUGGCACACUACCAGACAGAACUGGAGACACAGGGCCACGGAACAGUGCUGGACAUAGACGGCAUGGUCAUUGCUCAGGUGCUGCACAGGUUGGGGGCGGGACGUUCGAAGGCCGGAGACCCUGUCAAUCACAGCGUGGGGGCGGAGCUUCUGGUGUCUUUGGGACAUAAGGUGGAGAAAGGGCAGCCAUGGCUGCGUGUCCACUACGAGACUCCGGCGCUGAGUGCAGAGCAGAGACUCAGUCUACAAGGGGCGCUGACACUGGGGCCCGUCGACCUGCUACACACACAGCCACUAGUGGCAGAAAUCAUACUGCCAUAGUGACACAAAUCCACUCUAUGUUAAAGCUUGAUUGGGAGAUGCCUUUUUAAAGGAUGUAUAGUUCAGAACUAAAGCCUCUGUGUCCUGCUCUUCA
This is a messenger RNA of Oncorhynchus kisutch (coho salmon), 3604 nucleotides long. RefSeq names its product thymidine phosphorylase. Gene Ontology annotation, biological process: pyrimidine nucleobase metabolic process; pyrimidine nucleoside metabolic process. NCBI's taxonomy places the organism in Eukaryota, Metazoa, Chordata, Actinopteri, Salmoniformes, Salmonidae. The transcript is spliced from 10 exons. Gene Ontology annotation, molecular function: pyrimidine-nucleoside phosphorylase activity; 1,4-alpha-oligoglucan phosphorylase activity. The coding region runs from base 2149 to 3510 and encodes 453 amino acids. The record is from RefSeq and is a predicted model, not a curated record. Gene Ontology annotation, cellular component: cytosol.